AUGGCCUUCACAUCUCAGAUGCAUGCCCAGUACUUCAGGCAAAAUCCACUGACCGUGGACACCAUGAACGCACAGAAGUUCUUUGACGAGGACGACAGCGGGAUCCUGGACGACGGCAUCCUCGACCACAGCGCCAUCGACUCUGGGCUCGAGUUGUCACCACCCAUGGCUGGCAGCCGGAGAGACUCCUUCGCCGUAUCUGCAUCGUUGUUCUCGCCAAAGACUGAAGACUGGCAGUCUGUCGAUAUGCAGUCCCUCCCAUCAAACAACCCAUUCCUGGAGCCGCAGCACCACCACAGCACAAACCCCUUCGCUCGUGGUGACCAGACCUCGGCGGCCUAUGUCGCCCAGUCGCAAGCUUGGUCCAUUGGCCAGGGCUCCGGAACCUGCACACCUUUCCAGUUUGACGGACUUGACACUGCAUUUGACAACAACGCGGCCCUCUUCCCACAGCGAACAGUCCCGGCUCAGACACCAUUCGGCAACCCAGGAGCCCAGGUUGCAGCACUCUUCUCCAAUGUCGGCAAUCACACCAUCCCCUCUUCGCCCCAAAAGGACUGGAUGGGCCAGGACAUCAAGGGUCAGCCCAUGGCUAAGCGCAUGCGGCCGUCAUCCCCGACCGGCAUUCGCUCCCACAACGAGCUGCGCCGUGGCGACGGGAUCCGCAAGAAGAAUGCCCGCUUUGACAUUCCUGCUGAGCGCAAUCUCCUCAACAUCGACAACCUCAUUGCCCAGUCGACAGAUGAGCAAGAGGUCAAGGAGCUGAAGCAGCAGAAGCGUCUUCUUCGCAACCGGCAAGCUGCUCUCGACUCUCGCCAGCGGAAAAAGAUGCACACAGAGCGACUCGAGGAUGAGAAGAAGCAGUUCACCUCCCUUGUCAAUGGCAUGGAGGAGGAGAUUGCUGAACUCAACAUGAAGCUUGACGCUCUCCUGCGCGAGAACCAUCAACUCAAGAACCACAUUGACGUUGUUGUCAUGGAGAAAGAGGAGUUGGUUCAAGCUCACACCAUGGAGACCGGCGACCUGCGCAAGAAGGUCAGCGUCCUCACCGACCAUGUACAAAGACUUGAGAGCUCGACUGUCAACGCAAACAACGGCUUCAACAACGGCUUUGGCGACAUGGAGUCCAUGCCUAUGGAUGCUCCCUGGGACAGCAUGAACUUUAUUGGCGAGUAUCCUGCUGCUCAAGAGUCCAAGACCGAGCUCCAGAUGGUACCUGCCAAGAAGCCUGAAGUCUCGCUGCCUGCCCAGCUGGACAAGCCUGCCAACCAGGGAGGUCUUCUCUUCAUGCUCUUCCUCGUCGGUGCCUUUGUUCUGUCCAACCGCUCCACGCCGCAGAUCCCCAAAGUCUCUGAGGAUGUUCGCGCUGCGUCCGAGUCUCUCCUCAACGAUGUCCUCAAGGACGCUGCGCUUGCCCAUGGAUCUGAUUCGGUCAUGGCUAUGGCUCCUCAGCCUUCCGGUGCUAGCUGGGCUGGACCAUCAUCGAUCCCUACCCCCACUGGCAUGAUGGAUGGUGUUGCCCCCUCUAUGCUCGGAGCCAUGGCCGACUCCUUGACCCAGCCUACUGAGCAGCAGACCAACGAGCAGCUCUUUGGCCUGACGCCCGCGCAGUACAACGCCGUUCAGGAACAGACCUUUAUCCGCCCUGCGCCCCCUCGCUCGACCAGCGAGGGCCGCCGAAAUCUCGCGGAGUCGCUUGCAGCUAUGCGCAACAGCGACAAGCAGACUGCUGCCGAGGUUUACACGCGAUCAUUACUCUGGGACCAGAUCCCCCGCGACGUGGUCAGGAAUUUUGCCAAGAUGAUCGCAGAGUCAAACAGUGCGAAUGGCAAUCAGCCACAUGAUACAAACAUUUGA
Molecule: messenger RNA, 1857 nt
Organism: Microdochium trichocladiopsis
Lineage: Eukaryota; Fungi; Ascomycota; Sordariomycetes; Xylariales; Microdochiaceae
Exons: 1
Coding region: 1-1857 (618 amino acids)
Biological process (GO): regulation of DNA-templated transcription
Molecular function (GO): DNA-binding transcription factor activity
Source: RefSeq, a predicted model, not a curated record